AUGGGUCGCAAACUACUGACGCUAGUGCCGUCAGCUCUGCCGUCCGCUGUCAACUUAGAGCGCUUCCAGUCAAACGCAACAGAUGCACCCUUCCUGUCUAUUGUAGUCUGGACUUCUCACUCGGUUAAUGGGUCCACACGUACGCGGCAAUUGGCUCUGGACAAGGAUAAGCGCCAGCUGCUGGAGCUGCAGCGUCUGCAGCCUGUAGAGGGCGCACGGAGCUGGUUCGUGGGUAAUGCUGUGGUGCAGGACGGUGGAGUGACGGUGUUUUCCCCUUUUGAUGCUCUUUUUGUACUGCUGGAUGCUGCGUGGCCUCAUCGUGUGAAGUUUUCAUCCGUCUUUGACCUAUUGACAACGGCUAACAAUCCGUGGCUAUUGCAGCUCUCAACGUUGUGUGAAGAAGAAAUUACAAGCAUUUGCGACGUGCAGACAGUGGAUGGCGAUGAAGGUCUUACGAAUCUUUAUGUUAAAGUGAAUGAGAACAAGACAAUGCAUUGGCUGAGGACGAAGGUAGAGAGAGUGGCGAAAGUGCUACUCAAACAGGAACAGGACGCAGCCGCUAAAGCUGCAAAUGCAACGGCAUUUGAUCAACACGUGAAUAUACCAGGACAUAGAGAGGAAAACGAGAAGAAGCAGAAGGAGGAGGAGGAGAAGAAGAAGGAGGAGGAAGAGGAUGUUGCUUGUUACUAUCGACAAGCAAUCGAUGUGGUGGGAAAUUAUCUGAUGGACGACUGGAUUGAUCUACUAUGCAACGAGUUUAAAAUCAAGAAGGAAGUCAAGAUCAAGACAAUUGCAAAAGCAAUGGCCGGACCGAUUGAUACGUUCAAGCGAUUUGACCGACGCGAGACCCCAGAAAACGGAGCCAAACGUCCGACACCUACCAGUGAUGCUAGUGCCAAGAAAAAGAGUAAGUUGGCCAAUGUGGAUCGAUCCGGAAUGAAAUCACUGAUGUCCUUCUUCGGCAAAAAAUAG
Messenger RNA from Peronospora belbahrii, 972 nucleotides. Lineage: Eukaryota; Oomycota; Peronosporomycetes; Peronosporales; Peronosporaceae. The record is from the annotation of a GenBank genome assembly.